Molecule: messenger RNA, 426 nt
Organism: Chlamydomonas reinhardtii
Lineage: Eukaryota; Viridiplantae; Chlorophyta; Chlorophyceae; Chlamydomonadales; Chlamydomonadaceae
Exons: 1
Coding region: 94-405 (103 amino acids)
Biological process (GO): nucleosome assembly
Cellular component (GO): nucleosome
Molecular function (GO): DNA binding; structural constituent of chromatin; protein heterodimerization activity
Source: RefSeq, a predicted model, not a curated record
CCCGAGCGCCCUGUUAUAAGCACCCAGGGCCUCAGUGUGAUUCACAAACCAACUCACAUAUCUUAUCUUCGUACCCCUAACCUAUCAGCAAACAUGUCCGGACGUGGCAAGGGCGGCAAGGGCCUGGGCAAGGGCGGUGCCAAGCGCCAUCGCAAGGUGCUUCGCGACAACAUCCAGGGCAUCACCAAGCCCGCUAUCCGCCGUCUGGCUCGUCGUGGCGGUGUGAAGCGUAUCAGCGGCCUGAUCUACGAGGAGACCCGCACGGUGCUCAAGACCUUCCUGGAGAACGUCAUCCGCGACUCGGUCACAUACACCGAGCACGCUCGCCGCAAGACCGUGACCGCCAUGGACGUGGUCUACGCGCUCAAGCGCCAGGGCCGCACCCUGUACGGCUUCGGUGGCUAAGCGGCUCCUAUACCCUGCGCG